Molecule: messenger RNA, 1968 nt
Organism: Zonotrichia albicollis (white-throated sparrow)
Lineage: Eukaryota; Metazoa; Chordata; Aves; Passeriformes; Passerellidae
Source: RefSeq, a predicted model, not a curated record
GGCUACCGCACGGGCUACACGUACCGCUACCCGUUCGUGCAGGAGAAGAGCAAGCCCAAGAGCGACGUGCUGAUCCCCGCCACCGUCACGGCCUUCGUGUUCGAGGAGGAGCCGGCCGGGACCCCCGCCCUCCGCCAGCACGCCCACAAGCAGCAGAAGGAGAAGACGCGGUGGCUCAACACGCCCAACACCUACACGCGGGUCAGCCUGGCCGAGGAGCAGGGCAGCGCCGGCGCCCAGAGGACAAAGACCACGUGGCUGCGGGCAGACGAGGUGGAGAAGGGCAGCAGCGGGACCCCGAUCCGCAUCGAGAACCCCAACCAGUUCGUGCCGCUCUACACGGACCCGCAGGAGGUGCUGGAGAUGCGCAACAAGAUCCGCGAGCAAAACCGCCAGGACGUGAAAUCAGCCGGGCCCCAGUCGCAGCUGCUGGCCAGCGUCAUUGCCGAGACCAGCCGCAGCCCCUCCACCGAGAGCCACCUGGGGGACGCAGAGGCCAAGGAGGGCGGGCAGGAGGCUCCCCCCGAGCCAGAGCCCCCCAACCCCUUCAGCCAGCUGACGGACCAGGAGCUGGAGGAGUACAAGCAGGAGACCUCUGCUGGAAUGGCGCUGGCUUCAUCCCCAGGGAAAACUGUCCAUCGCUUCGCCAGGAGAACGGGAUUGCUUUUCCUGAAGGAGGAGCGGAGGUUUUUCCUCCCUGGAUUGUAAACCUUCCUCUCUCUCCGUGGGCUCAUGAACCACUUCCAUCCCCUUCUCCUGGUACCCCCAGCCCGUGUUUUGCCCACCCAAGGAAGAGCAGCAGGAUUUCCCACCGAUGGAAAAGCCCCCACCUCACUGCACGACCCGCACCUGGGAAAAUAGGGAAAAAGCACCCACACCCCUCCGGGAAUUGUCUGUGUUAUUUAAAAACUGAGCAAAGCUCACUCACUAAGUGCUACUUCGGGAUGAACACACGCUGCCAGCUCACAGCGACCCCGGCCACGCCGGCCCCCUGCUUUUCCCAGCUCUGGAAUUCCCAGCACAAAGUUCCUCCUUCCUGGCGUUCCCUUCCCUCCCAGCGUUACAGCCUCCUGCCCGUGCUCCCCAUAGCCCUUCCAGCGCUGGGCUUUGGGGAUAAACCACCGGGAUCAGCCCCAAAUCCUCCCCCUGGCCUGGGGCGCUCGCCCUGAGCCUUGCUGUGUCCAUGGAGGUUUGGAACAGCCCUGAACCCCCCGUUUGGGGCUCCCCCAGCCCAGCAGGGUUUCCCCAUGUGCCAUCACUGUGGUUUCAAACCCUUUCUCUGCUGUGAGACAGCUCCUGGGGGUUGGAUCCCCAUGGAAUAGGGGGUGGAAGCAGCAGGGAGAACCCAGACAGGGAUAUUGGGUUCCUGGAUUUUGGGAAGAGCCUUUGCCCUGCCCAGUGUCCCCCCCAGAAGACCCCACCCCACCCCUGCAGGAUGGGGGGCACUGGGGGGACACUCUGAGCCCCCAAACCCUGUCACUGGGGGGGCUGCUCCUCACUGCCACUGAUUCUGAGGCUCUUUGAGGCUGUUUUUGUCACCUGCGUGACCCAGGGCAGCAGAGCGUGCAGGGACAGCCGUGUCACCUCCCUGGGGUAGCACUGUCACACCUGGGGGCAAUUCCUGAAUGACAGCACUGCCACAGCCCCAGCCCAACCCGGGGGCUCCCCCAGGGGUUUUGUCCCCGCUUUGUCCCUGAAGGUGUGUCCCCACGGCCUUGGUCACCCCUUUUCUCCCCAGGGUUCUCUCCCCACGGCCUUGGUCACCCCUUUUCUCCCCAAGGCUCUGUCCCCAGGGCCUUUGUCACCCCUUUUCCCAAGGGCCACUGGCUUUGCAGGGGGACUCCAGGGUUGACCUCCCCACCCAUGAAAUUCCAGGUAGAAAGGGACGAAGGCUCCAGUGCCACCACCAUCACCAUGCUGGAGGUAAACAGAGCUAAUAUCACAUCCCAGGACCACCCCUCAGCCCAC